GGGGGGGGGAGUUGGCGGUUCGCAGCGCGCAGGCAGGGCCCUGUGGGCGGAACUGCGAAGCGCAGCUGUCUACUUCUCACGACGCACGCGCGCCUCCGCUCCGGGACCUCUCUCCGUCACUCCAGGCCAGGGGCGUAGUACUUGUAGUAGAAUAGCCGGCAUCCAGCAGACCCACACAUCGAACAUGCUGUAUUUGGUGAUACCGGCCUUGGUCUUGCUGCUGUUAUUCCUGGUUCCUCACUACUGGCUACAUUUGUCACGGGCUGCUCGUCUAGUUUCUAGUAUUCCAGGACCAAAACCAUUGCCUCUUAUUGGCAAUACUUUGGAGUUUGGACAUGGCACUGUUGAUAUUAUUGCCAACAUGACAAGAUUGUGGAAAGAAUAUGGUCAUGUAUUUAAAAUUUGGUUGGGCCCUCAAUUAUUUAUUGUUGUAGCUGAUGCAAAAUAUAUGGAGCAUUUUUUGAGUUCAAAUACAAAUAUUACUAAAAACAUGACCUAUGGAUUUUUAGAACCAUGGUUAGGAACAGGUCUAUUGACUUCUACAGGGAGCAAGUGGAAACAUCAUAGAAAAAUCAUAACCCCAACAUUCCAUUUCAAAAUUUUGGAACAAUUUGUGGAGGUUUUCAACAAUAGUGGGAAUGUUAUGAUCCAGAAAUUAAAGAAAGAAGUGAAUGGAGGAGAGUUCGAUAUUUAUAACUACAUUACUCUUUGUGCUCUUGAUAGUAUUUGUGAAACUGCAAUGGGAGUAUCAAUGAAUGUGCAAAAUGAUGGGAAUUCAGAAUACGUCUCUGCUUUGCAAGGGUUAGCUGACCUUAUAAUGAAGAGAACUUUUAUUCCCUGGCUUUUCCCAAAGUUUAUUUUUGAUAGGAGUGAACUUGGAAAGCUUCAGAAAGGAUAUUUAAAAAUUCUUCACGAUACUACAAAUAAAGUAAUAGCAGAUAGGAAAAAAGAGUUGGCUGAAAAACAUAAUGAUGAAACAAGUGAAGAAACAUUUGAAAAUGAAAUUGGUCAGAAGAAAAAAUUAGCAUUCUUAGACUUAUUAUUGCAGUACACAAAAGGAGAAGGUAAUUUAACCGAUGAAGAAAUCCGUGAAGAAGUUGAUACUUUUAUGUUUGAGGGUCAUGACACUACUGCUUCAGCAAUGAGUUUUUGUUUAUUAUUACUAUCAAAGAACCCUGAAUGUCAGUUGUGUACUAAGAUGUGCUUCAAUAAUCCUCUAAAACAGGAAAGAGCACAUGCAGAAUUAAAAGAAAUUUUUGGAAACAGUGAUCGUGAAGCUACAAUGAAAGAUCUGCAAGAUAUGAAGUAUUUAGAAUGUGUGAUUAAAGAAUCUCUGAGAAUUUAUCCUAGUGUACCAUUUUUUGCAAGAUUAUUAGAUGAAGAUAUCCAUAUUGAUGGUGUUCAUAUUGUAAAAGGAACAAAUAUAUUAUUAUCACCAGUUUUUCUGCAUCGUAAUCCAAGUUAUUUUCCUGACCCUGAGAAAUUUGACCCUGAUCGGUUUUCUGCAGAAAACAUACAGGGUAGAAAUCCUUAUGUUUAUCUUCCUUUUAGUGCAGGCCCUAGGAACUGCAUAGGUCAAAAAUUUGCAAUGAUGGAAAUGAAAUCAACAAUAAGUAAAGUAUUAAGAAACUUUAAAUUGAGCUCUGGUUCGAAGGAAGUGGUUUUGAGUGCUGAGCUGGUACUGAGAAACUGGGGAGGUAUAUUCCUGAAACUACAGAAUCGAGAAUAAUUCAUGGUUUUAAGAUCCAAGAACAAGAAUAAGAGUAAGUUUUAGGUCUAAAUGUGUAGAUGAGAGCAUAAUUUUCAAUAAGUACUUAAAUUGUAAAUAUUCUGUGAAUGCAACUCUAGAACAACAAUUAGAUUGAAAUAUUAUCAUGCAUGACAUGAAUUAGAUUGAGUGGAUGAAUAACAAGUGAGUGAAACUUUUGGACAUAUGUGAAAAAAUUAUCAAGUAGUAGUACUGAAGGACAUAAUAAUUUUCAAAAAACCUUCAAUUUUGUAAGUUUUCAAACUUACUAUAAUUUAUUGUAAAUUUGUAUUUUCAUUUAAAUCAUUGUAAUAAAAUAUUAGUCUGUCUCAUUAUUUCCAACUGAUUGACAUAUGCCCUCUAAGCUGUAAUACUUCUAUGUUUACUAGGUUACAAUCUAAGUAACAUAACAGUCCUUGUAGGGGCCUUUAAAAAAUAGUUUAAAAGGGCUGUGAGCGAUUUUCUCUCUGAUAGUUACAUAGUAACUAAGUUUUUAGUCAAGAGUCAUAAAUUGAACAAAACUGUCAACUUUCCUUAUCAUGUAAUACAUAUAAGAAAUCACAUUUAUUACUAAUUCUAAAAUUAAGUUUGAGAACUUGGUGGCAGAAUACACUAACAACUUUACAAAAUUUACAAACUUUACAAAUUAAUGUGCAAUCUUUCACACCACUCCACCUCACCUGUAAUAUAAUAGAAAUGCUGUAAUAUAAAAUUUACUGCACCACAGAUCACUGAGCUGUAAUGUCUUUCUUAUAUACUCGUUUCCCUCAAUAUCACAAUACCACUGCAUUGCACAUAGUGAUGAUAAUUGUAAUACUAGUAUAAUUAAUAUAUUAUAACUAUAAUAAUAAUAAUAACUAUAAUAACUAUAAUAAUAAUAAUAAUAA
This is a messenger RNA of Gryllus bimaculatus (two-spotted cricket), 2634 nucleotides long. The record is from the annotation of a GenBank genome assembly. NCBI's taxonomy places the organism in Eukaryota, Metazoa, Arthropoda, Insecta, Orthoptera, Gryllidae.